Messenger RNA from Aspergillus fischeri NRRL 181, 1875 nucleotides. RefSeq names its product ESCRT-II subunit protein VPS36. Gene Ontology annotation, cellular component: late endosome membrane; ESCRT II complex. Gene Ontology annotation, biological process: protein transport to vacuole involved in ubiquitin-dependent protein catabolic process via the multivesicular body sorting pathway. The record is from RefSeq and is a predicted model, not a curated record. Gene Ontology annotation, molecular function: ubiquitin binding; phosphatidylinositol-3-phosphate binding. Lineage: Eukaryota; Fungi; Ascomycota; Eurotiomycetes; Eurotiales; Aspergillaceae. The coding region runs from base 1 to 1875 and encodes 624 amino acids. The transcript is spliced from 3 exons.
AUGUUCUUCAAGUCUCUAGAUCUGACCACUGCACUCCGUCCCUCAUUAUUGCCCGAUGAGACUUUGCUCUUCGUCCAGGAUGCGGUGGGGUUAUAUGAAGGAAAGUUCAAGGUCCCAAAUUAUCAAAAUGGCCAUGCGUACCUCACAUCCCACCGAGUCUGCUAUGUCGCUGUUGACGAGCCACGCAAGUACUCAGUCGCCAUCGACUUGGAGGAAAUCGACCGAGCGGAUUACCAAGCAGGGUUUCUGAAGUCGUCUUCGAAAAUUCUCUUGCACCCGAAACCCGCAAAGAAUGACCUCAAAUCGAAGAGCGUAGGGGCUGGCCCCUCUGCAUCACAGUCUCCAACGCUCCAGUCCGGGAGAUUGCAGUCUCCACUCCCGGCAACCCCAUACAAGCAGCCGGCACCGAAGCCUAUGAACGCGACCUGGGUCUGCCCGAUAUGCUCGUUCACUAAUCCGGUACCUUCUAAUUUCGACCCAGCAACGGCUACUGCUUCUACUCCCUUGCCGCCAUGCUUGGCUUGUGGCAUAAAGCCGCCAUUUACGACCGUUCUGAAGGCCGCAAUCACAGCUGCCGCUAGCCGCGAAGCCGCGCAAGUACAUCCAGCUUCACAUGAGCCUGGUCAACCCGGAAGCAAUGAUGAUGAAAUCGUACGCAAGCCUAAUGCCUCGACACCGUGUCCCAGAUGUACAUUUGUGAACCAUCCCUAUCUUCUGGAGUGUGAAAUAUGCGGGGCUCCCCUAGCCUCCGCAGUCGCCCGAGGAGCUUCUGUUGAGGACUCACGCCGAUCAGAAUCCCCAGCGCCGGUAUUCGGACAAGGAAACAUCGCCAAUACUGAGACUUUCGAGGUAGUCAAAUUAUCCUUCCGCGGAGGCGGUGAAAAGACUUUCUAUGAAAGGUUGAAAGGCGCCUUGGUCCAGCGAAAGUGGCUGCUCUACGAUGCGCCUCCUGUUCCGCAGCAGCCAUCGCAAUCGCCUGCCACGCCAAAUCUUACAGCCUCUAGUGCUGUUGCUGCCAAUGUUUCCGCGCCAGCCCAACCCCGGUCCCCCGCAGUAGGAAUCGCGGGGCUUGAGCAGCGGGGACUUGAGGCUCGUAGAAACAACGAGGUGGUAAUAGGCAGCUCGUUUGAAGAUCUUGAAGCCUUGAUGGCGUCUGCUAAACGGAUCAUCAAUCUUGCUGAAACGCUCGCCAGGGAAUCAGGUAUGGCCGGUGACGAGAAUUCUGCAGCAACCAACGCAGUGCUCUCAGAAUCCGCUGCCGCUCUUGGGAUGACCACGACCAAAGAUAUGCUUGGCUCUGGUGCCGAGAAUUUAUAUCUCUCCGAACUUUCACGGGACUUGGCGGAGUACCUCACCGACGAUAGAAAAGGUAUCUUACAGAAAGAAGGCGGUAUCAUGAGUCUGAUUGAUCUUUGGGCGAUGUUCAACCGCUCCCGAAAUGGGGUGGAACUAGUCAGUCCUUCUGACUUCCAGAAAGCAGCAGAGCUCUGGGAGAAACUGAAACUACCUGUUCGGCUGCGGCGAUUCAGAAGUGGUCUUCUUGUUGUUCAACGCUACGACUGGAGUGAUGAGAAGACCAUUCGGCAACUGCAAGAAUGGAUGGCGGAACUUCGUCAGAUACCGCCCGCCGAUCCAGUACCGUGGGACUGGCGUCAAUUUGGGCGUGCCGUGACAGCACAGGAGGCUGCUCAAAGGUUCAAGUGGAGUGUCGGAGUCGCAGCAGAAGAGCUAGAAAUGGCUGAGGAUAAAGGUGUCCUAUGUCGUGAGGAAGGCAUCGAAGGGUUAAGAUUCUGGAGCAACUACAUCACAUCUGACCUUUCUUCGAUGAAUAGCAUUGAUUCGAUUGAUUCGAUGGUGUCAAGCAUGGCCAUAUGA